GGAAAGCACUCUUCCCGCUCCCCCUUCUCUUACUAGGACUGUUUGUAGAGCAGCUGGGUGGAGUAGAGCUCUCUCACACACUCAUACUGCACACACACACACUCACAGAUGUUCAUAGACAUGUACCUCUCAACCAGCGAGGAGUCUGAUUUGGGUUCAGCGGACUCAUACACUAGUCGGCCGUCUGACUCGGAUGUGUCUCUGGAGGAAGAUAAAGAGACCUUACGCAGAGAAGCUGAGAGACAGGCACAGGCUCAGCUCGAAAAGGCCAAGUCUAAACCAGUGGCGUUUGCAGUACGUACUAAUGUUGGCUACAGUGCUUCUCUUGAAGACGACGUCCCUGUGCCUGGGAUGGGAAUCUCAUUUGAGUCUAAAGAUUUCCUUCAUGUUAAAGAAAAAUUUAAUAAUGACUGGUGGAUUGGUCGCUUGGUGAAAGAAGGGUGUGAAAUCGGCUUCAUCCCAAGUCCAGUGAAGCUUGAAAGCAUUCGCACCCACCAGGAGCAACGUGCAAAACAAGGAAAAUUUUACUCAAGUAAAUUAGGGGCAAACUCUUUAUCUAGUUUAGGAGACGUGGUUUCAAACUCACGUAAAUCAACCCCUCCAUCCUCAGCUGUGGACAUAGACGCUGCAGGGUUAGAUCCGGAGGAGAGUGACCCUCCUCUCCAUCAGCGUUCACCCAAAGCCAGCCCAAACACAGUAAUAUCCCCUUUAGCCCGUGAGAAACGAAUGCCUUUCUUUAAGAAGGUAAAGCAUGCCGAUGGACGCUCCCUCGCUCUGCAUCUGUCCGUCACAGCAGCAUCACGCAGAGCCUGUUUCGCUUGUCACCGUCCGAAUGCCCAUGCCAGCUUACUCCACUCACUCUUUCCCUUCUCUCUCCCUGUCUUGUCUUUGUUCCUCUGUAUCCCAAUCUUUCACACUCCCAUGGUCUUUUCUUUUUGUCUGUUCCCCUUCCUCCUUUCCUCAGCUAAGCAGAGGCAUAAGUCGACAGAGCAUGUUCCUCCAUAUGACGUGGUGCCGUCUAUGAGACCGGUGGUGCUGGUGGGACCGUCGCUCAAGGGCUACGAGGUAACAGAUAUGAUGCAGAAAGCGCUGUUUGACUUUCUGAAGCACCGCUUUGAGGGGAGGAUCUCGAUCACGAGGGUGGCUGCUGAUAUUUCUCUGGCCAAGCGCUCUGUGCUCAACAACCCCAGUAAACAUGCCAUCAUCGAGCGCUCGAACACACGCUCCAACUUAGCGGAGGUUCAGAGUGAGAUCGAGAGGAUCUUUGAACUGGCUCGCACGCUGCAGCUGGUGGUUCUUGACGCCGACACGAUAAACCACCCGACCCAACUGGGAAAAACGUCUCUUGCACCUAUUAUUGUCUACAUCAAGAUCACCUCUCCAACGGUUUUGCAGCGAUUAAUAAAGUCUAGAGGAAAGUCUCAGGCAAAACAUCUCAAUGUGCAGAUGGUGGCAGCAGACAAACUUGCCCAGUGCCCUUCAGAGAUUUUCGACAUCAUUCUUGAUGAGAAUCAGCUGGAAGACGCAUGUGAGCACAUGGCUGAUUAUCUGGAGGCUUACUGGAAAUCCACGCAUCCUCCCAGCAUCCCUCAGACAAACCCUCUGCUAGAGAAACUCACCGCAAUGGCUGCAGCCGCAGUCGCCUGCAAGGACUCACUGACUAAUCCACAAACAAAGGGCAGAGCGGGUGAGCAGACAUCAGAGAGACCAACGGAUGACAAGACGGGCUUUUCUGAAGACUACCAUCAUCAUCAUCACUACCAAACUCAGAAGCAAGGACGUUUGGAAGACGACAACACUGAGGAGCGAGACGCUAAAGCUAACAACGACCAAAGUGAAUGGAGAAGCGGUCACAAACACCACAGCCAUCAUCAUCAUCACCACCAACAUCACAGUCGCACCACGCGGACGCUUUCCAAACAAGAGACGUCAGAGUCCAUGUAUCCCGAGCCUCUCGCCGGACAAACGCAGGAAGAGGAACAGCCAAACCAUCACCAUCAUCAUCAUCAUCAUCACCUCCGGGGCGACAGAGAGAAGGAAUACGACCACAACGAGAGGAACAACUGGCAAAGAGGAAAGCAGAGGUCGCUACGAGAGCCUCAUCAUGAGCGGGACAGGAAACGAGGAGAGGAGGAAUGGGCGAGAGAGCAUUACAUAGAGCAGUGACACACGUGCCACAUACACACCGACCUCAAUCUUAUGUGUAAUGUAUACGACACGUGUAUCCAUACAUGACUUUUCCAAGUGUGGACAAAUUAAAUAAAGACAAUUAUGUAUAAUUUAAUAUGGCAUGAAUGAUGAAAUUCUCUUUAAUUUUAAUUUAUUUUUAAUUCCUUUCUUUUUUUUCUUUUUACUUGAUUUGCUUUCCUGGUCUUAUUGAACAAAUGAUAG
Molecule: messenger RNA, 2391 nt
Organism: Sinocyclocheilus rhinocerous
Lineage: Eukaryota; Metazoa; Chordata; Actinopteri; Cypriniformes; Cyprinidae
Gene: cacnb2a
Product: calcium channel, voltage-dependent, beta 2a
Exons: 13
Coding region: 109-2166 (685 amino acids)
Biological process (GO): calcium ion transmembrane transport
Cellular component (GO): voltage-gated calcium channel complex
Molecular function (GO): protein binding; voltage-gated calcium channel activity
Source: RefSeq, a predicted model, not a curated record